AUGGGAAAACAACAGUUUGAGGAUUCUGCCAUUGAGGUUGUAUAUGCGGAGAACAGUGGGAGAUGCAGCAAGAAUGACAAGGAAGAAAAGGCAUUACCGAAUGGUGAAGCGUGGCUUCCCAACUUGGUUAAGGCGAUAACCGAUGUAGCAACUAAUCAGAAGAAAGCAAUUCACGUAGACAAGAAGAUGGUAGAUGGAUCUUACUCUGGUGACAAAGGCAAAAAACUUAUCCCUCUUAUCAUCGCCGCUCAGUGGUUCUUCGUUAAGAUGAUCCAAGGAGCUAUCAGAAAUGACAUCAAGAUAAGUGGUAAGCCACUCUAA
Messenger RNA from Eruca vesicaria subsp. sativa (arugula), 321 nucleotides. The record is from the annotation of a GenBank genome assembly. NCBI's taxonomy places the organism in Eukaryota, Viridiplantae, Streptophyta, Magnoliopsida, Brassicales, Brassicaceae.